Molecule: messenger RNA, 1279 nt
Organism: Raphanus sativus (radish)
Lineage: Eukaryota; Viridiplantae; Streptophyta; Magnoliopsida; Brassicales; Brassicaceae
Product: 60S ribosomal protein L16-like, mitochondrial
Exons: 4
Coding region: 114-1112 (332 amino acids)
Biological process (GO): mitochondrial translation
Cellular component (GO): ribosome; mitochondrial large ribosomal subunit
Molecular function (GO): structural constituent of ribosome; rRNA binding
Source: RefSeq, a predicted model, not a curated record
CCGGGUAUGCAGCAGUCGGUGUGGUUUACAGUACAUUGGAACCCUUCGUCCUCGCGAUUAAAUAAAUUUUAACCUUAGGAGUUAGGGCUUGGAUAACACGUCCUGAUCUCAAGAUGCGGACAUUCUUGAUUAACCAAGCUAAAACCCUCGCCGACCAAACCCGUCGUCAACCACACACAAGCCGACGCUUACUCUCUCUUCUCCCAUCUUCGUCAGCAUCAUCUCCUCUUCUCACUCUGUCUCGUUUCUUAUAUUCCACUCUGGAGAUGUCUGCUUCUGAUUCCACUUCAUCUCUUCUUGUCUCCAUCAAUCCAAAGAAGUUGCAACAAGAAUUGAAGUCUGAUACGGAUGCUUACCCCUUCGAUGUGAAUCAUGAUCUUCCUCCAAAGGCAGCUGAAACUGCAAAGACCACUCCAGAUGUUUUCUACUGCAAAAGCCUUCGCAACCCCUCUGGAAUAAUUGUAGUCCCUGGCUCUCGUUUCGGACAGGUUCCAGGAACAUGGCACUUCAGACACACAACACUUCCGCAAGAAAACAAGAUUCCAGCGACGACAGCGAAUCGUCACAGAGAGGUGCACAACAGUUCCGGCGGCACCACAGCCAAGCAACCCGCGGCCAAGAGUGCCAAAAAGGUUUCCUCCAAGAGCUCCAAAAAGAAACCCGGCAAGAGUGCCGGCGGCAAGGGCAACGGCUGCACGUUAUUUCCUAAACGUAGCAAGUUCCCUAAACACCAUCGAGGAAGACUGAGAGGAAUAUCCUCCGGCGACAAUCGUUUAUGCUUCGGAAGAUACGCUCUUCAGACGCUCGCACCGGCUUGGAUCACAUCUAGACAGAUGGAAGCAGCGAGGCGAGCCAUGGUGCGACACGUGCCACGUAGCGCGAAGAUCUGGGUACGUAUGUUUCCGGACAAGGCUGUCACGGGAAGACCGUGCGAGGUACGUAUGGGUGGCGGGAAAGGACCUCAGGAGUAUUGGGUGGCUGUGGUUCAACCGGGUAAGAUUCUUUAUGAGAUGGCUGGUGUACCCGAGAGUGUAGCUAGGAAAGCUAUCACAGUAGGUGCUUCCAAAAUGCCUAUAAAGACUCAGUUCGUUUUUAACGAGAAAACUAUAUAACAUUCUUGGAAGAUGGACAAGAUUAUGUGUUUUAAUUUUGUUUUUGUAAACAAUAAUUUUUUUUUUUUUACUUUCGUUGAAAGAAAAGAGACAAGAAAUGAUAUUGAAUGUAGCACGUACUCAAGCAACAUGAGCUAGUUUAUCAAUUGAAUUGAUAUGUUGCAGUA